Molecule: messenger RNA, 3111 nt
Organism: Leptopilina boulardi
Lineage: Eukaryota; Metazoa; Arthropoda; Insecta; Hymenoptera; Figitidae
Exons: 9
Coding region: 320-2923 (867 amino acids)
Source: RefSeq, a predicted model, not a curated record
ACGUUAAUAAAAUUUUUCAACAGCAAAUUUCUAACGCGGAAUUAUUGACAAGAAUAAUAAAAUAAAAUUGAUUGUUUUAAUUGUGUGCGUGUGAUUAAAAGCAAACAGAUUGUCAAUUGUUAUUAUAAUAUACUAAAAUUGUGUCAGUGUUUCAUAUAUAUAAAUAACGAGACAAAGAAUAAACAAUUGAAGUUCUUUUUUUUUAUCAAUAAUAAUCAUAAAAAUUGGCGUCCUGCAAAUGUCAGCCGAUUGAAAGGAUAAUAUUUUUUGCUUAAAAAACAACGAUAAAUAUAUUUAUAUAUAUAAUUAACUGAGGACAAUGUUAAAUGAAGAGGAAAAUUGCAUGACAUCGUGCUCGAGAACUUCCAGAUCUUUAUCGUCGCCAGACAGCCAAAGUAGCUUUAUUGAUGAGACGGAAAAAAGUCCCAAAGCUGACUCUAGUUCAGUGGAUAGUUCGGAUGGAAGCACAGCAUCGUCUUUGAAGAAAAGACUUCGAAAUUUGCCUUCACCAUGCGAUGAUUCUCCAUUUGGCGAUCGUGUUGCCAAUUCUUACAAUCGAAUUUUUCGUAAAAGACAAGAUUUUCGAUAUCAUUUACAAGAAUUUUCAAAUAGCAUUAAGGAACAGGAUGAAAAUGAAAUAAAUUCAAUAACCCAAAUCUCGUCCAUUGUUGACAUGAGAUUGCAAACACCCAGAGCACGACGAAGAGCGAAAAUACAGGAAACAGAUUUUUCUCAAGAUUCUUCUAUAUCUGAUGAUUUGAGUGGAGAAAGAUUGAAAUUUAACGAAAUCGACAGUGAAAAAUCGUCGAGUUCAACUGGAGAACCUAAUUUUGAUCUCUACAAAAAUGACAUAAAGGCACAAAUUGAAAGAAAUUCAUCUUCGAUGAAUUUUCCAAUUAAUAAUCAAAUUUUAAGCGGUGGUGAAAAGACGAAAAAAAUCGGCGGCUAUCGGCCAUUAGCUUCAUUACUUGUUCGAAAUUUGAGUUCUGAAAGUGAAUCCGAUACAAACGAAAAGAUUUCCGAUUCAAAAACAAAAAUUAGAAUGCUAGAUUCGGAAUUUUCUAUUCACUCAAACGCCUCGGGAAUAAAUAAAAAUUCCCACAAAAUGGACGGAGAAUUUGAUGAAUUUUUGGAGAAUUUUCUAUCGAAACAUCCAGAAUCGGCGUAUAGUACACCGCGAAAAAAAACUAAUCGAAAUUGUGAUGAAAAAAUAAUCUCAGCUCCAACUUCCAAUAGAAGCAAUUCAUUUGAAUUAAUUCGUCAUAUUGGUGAAAAAAGAUCGACAAAUUUUUUCGAAACAAGCAAAAAUAAUGAGGAUAACUCUCCAUUUUCAGUGAAAUCUUCAAAUUAUAAUCGAAGGGCGGAGAAUAAUAUUUUGAGAAAAGAAAUUUCACUUUUCGAAGAUCGGAAAAAAUUUCAAGUGCCUACUUUGAAAUUGAGAUCUGAAGAUUCGUCGUUUUCUGCGUGUGACAAAAACACCGAAUUUCAAGACAUGAAAGCGUUGUUGACGGUACUUUCCGAUGUUUCUUUUAAAAAAGAAAAUGCAUUCGGCGAUUCUGGAAAAUUUCGUUCCCCUUAUCCGGAAUGUCGUGGGUCAGGUUUCUCCACUGGUAGGAACUCAGCAACGUCUCCUGGGAUUCAAAUUAAAUCUCUUGAAACUCCACAUUUUAAAAACGUUCAAGGGUCGCCCAGGAAUAUUCUAAUUUCAGAGCACUCGGAAUAUUCCAACACGUCCCACGAGAGAAUCAAUCGAAAAAUGGAUCAAUCAUUUUGCGGCUUGGAAAAGGAAACUGCGGACUCAGUAAUAAAGCGCUCAGAAGAGAAAAUUGACGAAGAAAUGAAAAUUUCAAAUAAUAAUGAAAUAAAAACAAAUGAUUCAUUGUUUAAAUCUUCCGGUGGUGAUUCGAAUCGAUAUGAUCAAGAAAAAUGGGCUAUUCAUCGUGAAAUUGGUGACAAAAAAUCCAUAGAAAUUAUUGAGCAUUACCAUCACGAGCCGAUAACAGAAAAUCCGUCAACUAAUCUUUUUCAACGUAGUGCACGUUUCAAUUCAAUGAAACUCGCAAAAUCAGAAAGUUCUGCACUUCUUGUCAAGCAGUCAUCCAAUGAUCCGAAUUUAUCAGUGAAAAAUUGCUCAUCCACUUCUAAACUCUCAUUUCUAUUGAAUUCAAUGAAAAAAGAAACUCAGGAUCGUUGUCCCUUUACGAUAUCGGAAAAUGAAUGUCGAAAUUCCAAAGAAGAUUGCGAACAAAUUCCAUUGAAGGAGAUUCCUCAGGAGGAAUUGGUGAGUAAAUCGGAAGAAAAUUUCUACAAACUCGACACACAUCCAAGUAUUACUCGAUUGGCAUUGUCGGGAACUGAGAUUCUACCUUCGGAAUUGAUAAAUUCUGUCUCGUACGAUGAGAGUACGCCAAAAACAAAAAAUUUUCUACCCCGAAUGAGAAAUUUUAUUCGUCGAUUUUCCAAUCGUUUGACACGAAAAAGUUCAUCGUCAAAAAAUUCAUCGGCCAAGGUUCUCUUUCAAAAUGUUGACUGUCGUUUUGAUUCAGUCGCAAGUUCAGGAUCACAGGAUAAUAAUAAUAAAAGAUGUUCCAUGUCGUCGAACGAUGAAAUGUUGGCUAAAGGACAUUAUUCCAUGCAGCGUUUUGAUUCGGAAACUGAAAGUUGUCGAUUGAGUGAAAUUCGUAGCAGCCGAGUCAAAAGUUCACCGGUGGAUAUUAUUUCACGACGCAAUCGAUUUCCCAACGAAGAUCAACAGGAGCAUGUGGACUUAGAAAAUUUUUUCGCGGAGAAAAUGAAAAAUGAAAUUCCGAGAUCGAGGAAAAUUGAAGAACCUUUUAUUAGUGACAUCAUGUUUGAAACUCGGGAACUUCCAUGUAAAAGUGCAGUUGAGACAAGUUGUUUUUGCUUCAAAAUGUGUCUGUAAUGUUCGACGGUCGAUACAAAAGGGAUCAGCCAAGUAACAUGAUUUUUCUUUUUCAUCUCAGUAGAAAGAAAAUUGCAAAAAAUUUUCCAAAAAUUUACUUAUUAUGUAUUAUUUUAAAUACAUUUAACUUGAAUUUUUUUUUAGCCCAAAGUUGUAUGUUUUACAUAAACUAAAUUCUACAUUUUUCA